UCUUUCUGCACUGUCAUUUCUGCUGCUGGUUGAACUCUAAAAAAACUCAUUUUUGCAAUCUCUUCGCUAUUUUGGAAAUAAACUAUUUAUUUCCUUUUGCAAAAUAUAUUCGCAUCACAAGGAAGAUUUAUUCUUUAGGAGAGACGUCGUGUGACGACUCGUGUCAGCUUAUCCAAAUAUUUGUGAAGUAAUAAUUCUAGCUCCAUUCACCUCAGCAAAGUUUGAUUUGCUGAAUUAAAUAUAAGAACAAUUAGUUUAAAAUUGUCAUCAUCAAUCAAAUAAAUCGUCAAAAAUGGCAGCGGCUGAAGUUGCUCGACCAAAUCUCCCCAAAGGGAAAACUCAAAGUCCAAAGCCUACAUCUUCUGAUAAAGGAGCCCCGUCCCUUUUUCACAACGAAGAGGAUAUUAUGAAGGAAGCUGAAAAAUGCAAGGCAAGCAAGGAUUUUGCUGGAUUCGGGCGAUUGUUCCAACAAGUCCGAGGUUUUGUGAAUUCCGUCAGUAAAGCAAAGGCUGCAAAGUUGGUCCGUUCACUAGUGGAUAUGUAUCUGGACAUUGAGGAUACUCCAGCAGAACAACAAGAGAAAGUCGUGCAAGAGUGUAUUGAAUGGGCAAGGGAGGAGAAACGAACCUUUCUCAGGCAAUCCUUGGAAGCAAGAUUGGUGGGAGUCUACUAUGACACGGAAAAUUUCCAAAAGGCGUUAGCACUUGGUGGUCAACUAUUAAAAGAGUUGAAGAAGGUGGAUGACAAAAACUUGCUUGUUGAAGUUCAGCUUUUGGAAAGCAAGACUUAUCAUGCUUUGGGAAAUCUUCCAAGGGCCAGAGCUGCACUCACAUCUGCUCGAACAACGGCUAAUUCCAUCUAUUGUCCACCCAACAUGCAAGCUGCGUUAGAUUUACAAUCUGGUAUUCUUCAUGCUGCUGACGAGAAGGACUUUAAAACAGCAUAUUCAUAUUUCUACGAAGCUUUUGAGGGCUUGGAUAGCAUUGAUAGCCCGAAGGCUUUAAUAGCCCUGAAGUAUAUGCUAAUGUCCAAAACAAUGUUAAACUUACCGGAAGAAGUUACUCAUUUGCUGAGUGGAAAAUUGGCCUUGAAAUAUGUCGGACCAGAUUUGAAUGCCAUGAAGGCAAUUGCUGACUCUGCACAAAAGAGAUCGCUCUUUGAUUUUCAAACUGCAAUAACGACUUUCCCCAAAGAACUUCAAGAAGAUAUGGUUGUCAAAUCCCAUUUGGCAACCCUUUACGAUAACAUGAUGGAACAAAAUCUAUGUCGUAUUAUAGAGCCUUAUUCUAAAGUGCAGGUUGAUUAUAUCGCAAAGACUAUCGGGUUGAAACAGAGUAACGUGGAGCAGAAACUUUCUCAAAUGAUUCUGGACAAAAAGUUGUCGGGGGUAUUGGAUCAAGGACAAGGACUGUUGGUAAUUUUCGAAUCAAAUGAAGAAGAUAAAGCGUACGAGGCUGCUUUGGGUCUGGUCCAAAAUAUGGGAAAAGUUGUCGACGCCUUAUAUCACAAGGCCAAAAAUCUUACAUGAAUGUCAGCAGUUUUUGGUGUGUAGCUCUUUCAAUUCUCUAAAAAAUACAUUGAUAAAAUUAGUAACAGUUUUGAACCAGUUUUUGUAAAGAAAGUAUAGAUUACUUUUAUAGUAUUGGGUCACUCGACUUAUUACUUUACUUUUCCAUUUAACAAACUCAUCACACAUGCAACCAAAUUAAUAAACGUAAUUAAAAAUGA
Folsomia candida is the source of this 1728-nucleotide messenger RNA. RefSeq names its product 26S proteasome non-ATPase regulatory subunit 11 (gene Rpn6). The record is from RefSeq and is a predicted model, not a curated record. The transcript has 5 exons. Bases 293 to 1528 code for a protein of 411 amino acids. Lineage: Eukaryota; Metazoa; Arthropoda; Collembola; Entomobryomorpha; Isotomidae. Gene Ontology annotation, cellular component: proteasome regulatory particle, lid subcomplex. Gene Ontology annotation, molecular function: structural molecule activity. Gene Ontology annotation, biological process: ubiquitin-dependent protein catabolic process.